AUUGCAGUGGACCCGCGUCGACAGCAGCAGUGCCCUGUGUGCUACAAGUGGCUGAGCAAGAGGACCCACUUGCCCACACACAUUCGCGACCAGCACUCCUCCACCACCACCUACCAACACAAGUGUGACGUCUGCAACAAACAUUACCGCACCCGCAAUGCUCUAGCCAAUCACAAGAGUCUUCAGCAUCGAGGGAAACUGCCACAGCAACAAGCCCAACACCAGCAUCAACAGGAGGUGGCACACAUGCACAAUAGCAAGGUGGCAGUGAGCCUAGCAUCACAGCCACAGUGCUCCACCAACGCCUCCGUCACCUCUCCCGUCUACCACACCACUACCUCCCACACACAGCAACAUAGAGCAGCUCACAACCAGUUGAUGCCCUCAGACCAACCACUCCCCUCAACUCAGUACACCAGCCCUCACAAAACAUCGCCAGUCCAACAAAAUACAUUCACACAUGCAAAUAUCAGACAUUCCACACCAACCAAUAGAUAACUAACACUUAACUAGCAUCUCGCAUGGCUAGUGUCAUGUACACACCUUCCUUAAUUAAGGAACCCUCACCUAUACCUCGAUAUUUGAAACCUAAUGGUUGAAAAUCUCUACAUUUGACAGUUCCAAUACACUCUUCCUUUCAGAUAACGUUUUUUCUAAAGAUAUAUAAGCUUGUUUGAGGCAUGUAAAAAGUAUUUUGAAAAUUAUACAUUUUGAAGUAACAAUAAUGCAGAAGAAAUGUGCAUGUUUUCCCGGUGUUUAACUCAGAAGUGGUAAAGGUCGGUGGUGUAGGAGGAAGCCAUUUUCCCUCAACCCGGUAACCCUAGCAUAAGUCCCACGUAACCCUCAGUCCUCUCCCUCCUCUCCAGUCGUGCCAGCAGCCCCAGGACCUCGUGUGAUCUAGUCCUGCUGUUUCUUCUCAACUUUCAGAUUUACCGCAUGUACAAACAUGCUUCAAUACGCAGGCGAUGUGUCACAAUAACGUGGCUGAAGAAUGUUGACCAGACCACACACUAGAAGGUGAAGGGACGGACCGAAACGUCGUCGUCCCUUCACCUUCUAGUGUGUGGUCUGGUCAACAUGCUUCAAUACGUUUUCACAUGUAUCUGUGCUUGUGGGACGCAAGCUGUCGUAUGAAGCCUCGAAGUUUCCCGCUGUUCUAUACAUCCAUUUGUCCACGGUGUGACUAGGCUAUUUUAAGAGGACAGGUUGCUUGAUCAGUGGUGCCAUUCAUUCUCUCUCUCUCUCUCUCUCUCUCUCUCUCUCUCUCUCUCUCUCUCUCUCUCUCUCUCUCUCUCUCUC
Procambarus clarkii (red swamp crayfish) is the source of this 1299-nucleotide messenger RNA. The record is from RefSeq and is a predicted model, not a curated record. Lineage: Eukaryota; Metazoa; Arthropoda; Malacostraca; Decapoda; Cambaridae.